AACAGGAUGAGCUCCCAGGCGCUCUGGACUGUGUGGGCACAGUUUCUCCUGCUGUGGCUGCUGCUGCCUGUUCCUUGGGUGGAGGCCAGAAGGUCCAGAGUCUCGAUGCCCUGUCCUGAGACCUGCGAUGUCACACGUUGCCCGCCCCUGCCCACCUGCUCGACUGGCACCGCGCCGGUGCCCGACCGCUGCGGCUGCUGCCGUGUGUGCGCUGCGGGAGAGGGUCAGGAGUGUGGCGGGACCCGGGGCCGGCCGUGCGUCUCGGGGCUGCGCUGCGGUGCCCCGUUUUCCAGGGAGCCUAUCGGGGGCUCAUGGCUGGGCACCUGCGGCUGCGUGGAGGGCGUGGAGGGCGCGGAGGUGUGCGGCAGCGAUGGGCGCACCUACCCCAGCUUGUGCGCGCUGCGUAAGGAGAACAGAGCCGCGCGACUACGGGGCUCGCCCCCGGCAGUGCCCGUGCAGAAAGGAGGCUGCGGGGACUCAGGGACCAGGAGUGCAGGGCGGCUCAGGAGGAAGUUUAACUUUAUCGCAGCGGUGGUGGAGAAAGUGGCGCCAUCUGUGGUUCACUUGCAGUUAUUCCGCAGGUCACCUCUCACCAACCAGGAAAUCCCUGCCUCCAGUGGCUCUGGGUUCAUAGUGUCUGAGGAUGGACUCAUCGUCACCAAUGCUCACGUCCUCACCAACCAUCAGAAGAUCCAGGUAGAACUCCAGAGUGGGGCCCGCUAUGAAGCCACUGUCAAAGACAUAGACCAUAAGCUGGACCUCGCACUGAUUAAGAUUGAGCCGAAAACUGACCUUCCUGUGUUGCUGCUGGGGAGAUCAUCUGAUCUCCGGGCUGGAGAGUUCGUGGUGGCUUUGGGCAGCCCGUUUUCUCUGCAGGACACGGUGACUGCCGGGAUUGUCAGCACCACACAGAGAGGUGGCAAAGAGCUGGGACUGAAGGAUUCAGACAUAGACUAUAUUCAGACAGAUGCCAUCAUCAACCACGGGAAUUCCGGGGGCCCACUGGUGAACUUGGAUGGCGAUGUGAUUGGUAUAAACACCCUGAAGGUGACGGCAGGAAUCUCCUUUGCGAUUCCCUCGGAUCGGAUCAGACAGUUCCUGGCAGACUAUCACGAGCGCCAGUUGAAAGGAAAGGCCCCUUCACAGAAGAGAUACCUGGGUCUUCGAAUGUUGCCCCUCACUCUGAACCUCCUACAAGAAAUGAAGAGGCAAGAUCCGGAUUUCCCUGAUGUGAGCUCUGGAGUUUUUGUCUAUGAAGUGAUUCAAGGAACGGCUGCUGCAAGCUCGGGGUUGAGAGACCAUGACAUAAUUGUCAGCAUAAAUGGGCAACCUGUCACCACCACAACUGAUGUCAUCGAAGCUGUUAAGGACAAUGACUUUCUCUCCAUCACUGUGCGCCGAGGAAGUCAGACCUUGUUUCUGACAGUCACACCUGAAAUAAUCAAUUAAGUACCUUACUCCGAAAAACCGGCUAGCAAAAUCAGUUAUAGUACAUGGCUGAGAGGCCACUGCUACCAAAGUCUUCUCUGGAAUGCUUUAUCCUCACACAAAAACAUUACUGUCAGACCCCAGCCACUUCCUAAGGGCGGGGCUAACCGCCUGUCAUCACCUGCA
Molecule: messenger RNA, 1614 nt
Organism: Microtus oregoni (creeping vole)
Lineage: Eukaryota; Metazoa; Chordata; Mammalia; Rodentia; Cricetidae
Gene: Htra4
Product: HtrA serine peptidase 4
Exons: 10
Coding region: 7-1449 (480 amino acids)
Biological process (GO): programmed cell death; proteolysis; positive regulation of apoptotic process
Cellular component (GO): extracellular region
Molecular function (GO): serine-type endopeptidase activity; protein binding
Source: RefSeq, a predicted model, not a curated record